Glycine soja is the source of this 995-nucleotide messenger RNA. Its product is annotated as LIM domain-containing protein PLIM2b-like. The coding region runs from base 151 to 771 and encodes 206 amino acids. Gene Ontology annotation, cellular component: actin cytoskeleton; plasma membrane. The transcript has 5 exons. Gene Ontology annotation, molecular function: actin filament binding. The record is from RefSeq and is a predicted model, not a curated record. Lineage: Eukaryota; Viridiplantae; Streptophyta; Magnoliopsida; Fabales; Fabaceae. Gene Ontology annotation, biological process: actin filament bundle assembly.
UUUGCUUAGACAUAUCCAAGACUUUGUUCAAUUCCCUUUUGUCUGAGGUGUGUGCAUUCUUGUUUAACUCCUCUUUGUUCCUCAGACAUCCCAGAAGGGAACAAAAAAAAGAAAACCAUAAUCACAAGCAAUAAAGGGGAGAAAACAAACAUGUCAUUCACAGGAACUCUUGAUAAAUGCACAGCAUGUGAUAAGACUGUCUAUGUGGUUGACUUGUUAACUCUUGAAGGAAUUACUUACCAUAAAAACUGCUUCAAAUGCAGCCACUGCAAGGGAUGUCUUACGAUGAGCACAUACUCCUCAAUGGAUGGAAUUCUUUAUUGCAAGACACAUUUUGAACAGCUUUUCAAGGAAUCUGGAAAUUUCAGCAAGAACUUUGCAAAGUCUUCCGAGAAACAAAACGACCUGAAUAGAACCCCCAGCAAGCUAUCUUCCAUGUUCAGUGGAACCCUUGACAAAUGCUCAGUUUGCACAAAAACAGUCUAUCCUCUGGAAAAGAUGACACUUGAAGGGGAAUGCUUCCACAAGACUUGCUUUAGGUGUGCUCAUGCAGGGUGCCCUCUCACACAUUCAAACUAUGCUGCCCUUGAUGGUGUCCUCUACUGUAGGGUCCACUUUGCACAACUUUUCAUGGAGAAAGGGAACUACAGCCAUGUGCUCCAAGCUGCUGCACACAGAAGGACUGGUUCCUCUACACCUCCACUACUAGAGGAGCCAUCAGAAGAGCCAGCACCAGAAUCUCAUGAGGACAAAACAGAAGACACCUCUUGAAUGAAAUUAACAUGAAUUGUUUUCAAUUCCCCUACCCCCCUUCUUUCAGAAUAUUGAGCAAGGUCUUAAUUUGGUUUAUGUUCAGUAAAGUACUCUCAAAACAUUUGUAACAAUAUCUUUUUUAGUUUCAUUGUAAGCUAACUAUUUGAGAGGUUUGUUUAUUAUGUAUUCAAAAUUUUCAAACAAAAGAUUUGAGCAAUGCAAUGUGUUUUUUUUUCCUUUAA